This is a messenger RNA of Spinacia oleracea (spinach), 1575 nucleotides long. RefSeq names its product vicilin Car i 2.0101-like. The coding region runs from base 1 to 1575 and encodes 524 amino acids. The transcript is spliced from 2 exons. NCBI's taxonomy places the organism in Eukaryota, Viridiplantae, Streptophyta, Magnoliopsida, Caryophyllales, Amaranthaceae. The record is from RefSeq and is a predicted model, not a curated record.
AUGAGGGAGAGGGAGAGAGAGAAGAUAGACCUUCCAUGGAUAGGGGCAGAUGUUCUCCUUACAUCAACCUUUGCUAUCCGCCUUCCUACCCGUCAUCAAGACCCAGUGCGAGAGCUCACUCAAUGUGUGCAGCAAUGCCAAGGCCAGCACCAGCACCAACGCCAACAACAACAAGGCAGCUCGUCACAGAGGUGCAUUCAAGAGUGCGUUCAGGAUUUUCAGCAGAGGCAGCACGGUGGUAGAAGUCAAUGGGAGUUGGUUGAUGUAAUGAUCAACCCUCGUCGUGACGACCCUGUGCGCCAGUUACAGCAGUGCCAGCAGGAUUGCAAGAGGCACGGCCAGGAUCGGGACUGUCAGAGGGACUGUGUAGAAGAGUUCCUACAGGAUAUACAGAGGAGUAGGCACUCUAUUGAUGAGGUAGACGACGACUCUGAAAACCAGGGUCGUCAAACCUACCGUGAGUGCCAGCAACGUUGCCAGAGGGAAAGAGGUAGUCAGCAAUACGAGUGCCAGAGGAGGUGCCAGAGCGAUAGCAGAAGAGGCGACCGUUAUGACGUAGAAGAGGAAUUGGAUAACCCUUACCACCGCGACCAACAACAACACCGUCAGUGCCAGCAAAUGUGCCAGAGGCAAGGAAGAGGAUUUGAAUGCCAGAGGAGGUGCGUGGAGCAGAUCCGUAGGCAGCAAGAGAGAGGCCAGCACGGUGGACGACAGUACGAGGACGAAGAGGAAUACAUGAACCCUCGCCACCACGACCCACAACAACAGUACAGGGAGUGCCAACAGAGGUGCCAAAGACAAGGACAAGGUUAUGAAUGCCAACAGAGGUGCGUGGAACAGAUCCGUAGGCAGCAAGAAAGAGGUCAGCACGGUGGACGACGACAGUACGAGGACGAGUUGGACGACAUGAAUCCCCGCCACCACGACCCUCAGCAACGCUACAGGGAGUGCCAACAGAGGUGCCAGAGACAAGGACAAGGUUAUGAAUGCCAACAGAGGUGCGUGGAACAGAUCCGUAGGCAGCAAGAAAGAGGUCAGCACGGUGGACGACGACAGUACGAGGACGAGUUGGACGACAUGAAUCCCCGCCACCACGACCCUCAGCAACGCUACAGGGAGUGCCAACAGAGGUGCCAGAGACAAGGACAAGGUUAUGAAUGCCAACAGAGGUGCGUGGAACAGAUCCGUAGGCAGCAAGAAAGAGGUCAGCACGGUGGACGACGACAGUACGAGGACGAGUUAGACGACAUGACCCGCCACCAUGACCCACAACAACGCUACAGGGAAUGCCAACAGAGGUGCCAAAGACAAGGACAAGGUUAUGAAUGCCAACAGAGGUGCCAACAGGAGAUCCGUAGACAGCAAGAGAGGGGACAGCACGGUGGACGACAAUACGAGCAAGAGAUGGAAGAUGAGAACCCUCGCCACCACGACCCACAACAACGAUACAGGGAGUGCCAACAGAGGUGCCAGAGACAGGGACAAGGUUAUGAAUGCCAACAAAGGUGCCAGAGAGAGCUCCGAGAAAGGCACCCUGUGUUGGCUGCCUUCAUGGAGGUCACUGGAUUGUUUUAA